Caenorhabditis auriculariae is the source of this 308-nucleotide messenger RNA. Lineage: Eukaryota; Metazoa; Nematoda; Chromadorea; Rhabditida; Rhabditidae. The record is from the annotation of a GenBank genome assembly.
AUGUCCGUCCCUCCUCGCUGGUGCCACUGGAUAUUUCCACUUGUGGGUAAACCAAUCGCGGACACCUCUAAUAGCCCUAGCGAGGCGUUUAGAGUUACUUCAUAUGCUACUACACGACCUCCAAUGCCCCAGUCCUCCGCCCGGCGGUUAAGCUCCUCUACGACAUCGGGGGAAGCCUCUACCGACGAAUGGCGAUCCAAUCUCGGAGUAACAGGAUGUCACAAGAACGGAACAUCAACCGUCAUGGACGCCACUGGAUGACCGUCGCCAGAGACCGGGAUGCAUGGAGGACGUGUGGUUCGCGCUGA